AUGGCUUCUCAGUCACCUAUCGGUUCUCCUAAGUCCGUUGACGUGGUAGUCAUCGGCGCUGGACUCAGCGGGCUACGGGCCGCUUUGGGUGUGCAGGCAGCCGGGCUCUCCUAUGCAGUUGUUGAAGCUAUUGAUCGCGUAGGGGGUAAGACAUUGACCGUGCCGUCCAAGCAAAGUGGCCCCGGUGUCAACGAUGUCGGCGCCGCUUGGAUCAAUGACACCACGCAAAGCGAGAUUUAUAAACUGGUCCAGAAGUAUGGACUGCAAGUGGAGACCCAAGCUAUCCCAGGCCAUGAUAUCUUCCAAAGCCCAGAGGGCUGUGUUUUGUUUAAACAUGGUGAACUUCCAGUGAGCGAGGAAGAGAAGGAAGCAUUGUCUCAAGUGCUGGCGCAUUUCAAUGAGCUCGUUACUAACGUCAAUGUGGAAGACCCCGGUUCAGGACCCAACGCGAAGGAGUUGGACAGCAUCAGUCUGCAGGAAUACUGCAUCCAGGCUUUCCAAUCUGAGUUGAUUGCGGGUCUCUUCGAUACCAUCAUCCAAUCUCUAAUUGGCGUGGAAGCCAAGGAUAUGAGUUUGCUGGCUUUCUUGCACUCUAUGAAGGCCGGGACCGGAUUCGAGGCUAUAACAUCGGACGGUAAAGAUGGAGGACAGCAGCUCCGUGUCCGACAGGGCAACCAAAUCAUCUCCCAGAACAUGGCGGCGGAACUAAAGCCAGGUUCUAUCUACCUCUCAAGUCCAGUAACCGAAAUUAAACAGUACCCAGCCACAGGAACCUGUACCGUCCACACAGCAAACAACACGACCUUCCACGCAAAGAAAGUCAUCCUGUCCGUUGCAACUCCUCUCUACAAGAAGAUUACAUUUGACCCACCCCUCCCUGAAUACAAACAGCUUCUGGCAAGAGAAAAUAAAUUAGGCUACUACAGCAAAAUCAUCUUCGUCUUUGACAAACCCUUCUGGCGAACCGCCGGCCUCACCGGCGCCAUUCAAUCACAGACAGGACCCUUCACUUUCACCAUGGACAACAGCUUCCCCGAUGACGAGCAGUGGUCUAUCGCCUGCUUUACAGUGGGACGCCGUGGACGUGAAUGGUCCCAGCUCUCGCAGGACGAAAGACGUCGGACAGCGUGGGAACAGCUCCGCUCCGCGCUUGAGAACACCGACCUACCAUCCGGAGAAAGGAUGCAGGUCCCUGAGCCCAUCAAUGUGCUCGAGUAUGAGUGGACCAAGCAGGACUUUUUCCAGGGCGGGCCUGAGCCGGGUACACCGCCUGGUGUGAUUUCUCGGGCUGGUAAGGAUGCCGUGAGGAAGCCGUUUGGAAGCGUGCAUUUUGUGGGGACGGAGACUGCAUUGCAUUGGAAGGGGUAUAUGGAGGGUGCAGUGAGGUCGGGAGAUCGAGGUGCUAAGGAGGUUGUUGAGGCACUUGCUACAUAA
Molecule: messenger RNA, 1434 nt
Organism: Aspergillus pseudotamarii
Lineage: Eukaryota; Fungi; Ascomycota; Eurotiomycetes; Eurotiales; Aspergillaceae
Product: flavin monoamine oxidase family protein
Exons: 3
Coding region: 1-1434 (477 amino acids)
Molecular function (GO): oxidoreductase activity
Source: RefSeq, a predicted model, not a curated record